GCACUGUCGUCUCACGGGGCACGGCUCGGCGAGCAUCGGCGGCUCAGUCAAGAAACUCGGCUGCAUCGAAUCGCUCCGAGGCGAGGUUAAUAUCGGUACGAGCCAGGAGCCGCGGUGCUCUCCUCUCCAACACUCUCGGCACUGCCUGCACGGCCCACACAGUGUGGCCACUCCUGGCAGAUCCCAGUGUGUCGCGAGUUUAUCAUCGUGCGAAGGAGUUUCAGUGCCGUAAUCGUUCGUGUCCGGACCGUGCUCCAAAAGUGUUCCUCACUUCUCGCGGGUUAAAGGACGUGGCGCGGGCGGAACGGGGGAGAGACGUUCGAAGAAAAUCGUUCUCCUUUUUUUUUUUUUCCUCGAAUAUUGUACGAACGCGCGCCGCUCCUGGACUCUUCACCGUGCGCGUACGCAUAUUUACGGGUAAUCGACUGGCCGACGGAAGAAAGGAAAAAAAAAAAAAAAAGAAAGAAGAAAAAGAAAAAAAAAGAAAGGGACAGCCUGGUGACAGUGAUGAGUGUUUCUUCGCUUGUGUUCGACGUCGUAGCGGUUGCUCAGGGCUUACGUGACUGUGACCGUGACUGCUGUGCCGCUGCCACCGUGAUGUGCUUCGGAAACUCCGCCGCCAAGGAGAUGCUGAGGACACGGCACGUGGACUUGCCUAAAUGGUGGCUCUGGCUGUAAGGGGUCCUACAGGGAAGCAUGAGGGAAAGAACGCCCUCUGCCGACGAUACCCCGAAGAGGGCCCCAUCAGCGCUACCGAGAGAAGCGGCCUCGGCGGACGUGGCUGGUAGCAAGACGACCAGCGAGGCGGCGGAUGUUUUCGGCGCGGCGAAAUUCACUCCGGCAACGACGGCAUCGUCCACAGCGACCGGAGCGUCGUCCCCAUCGUGCGUCGACGUCAGGAUGGUCGCCUCGAGCCACAACCUCGACGACCUGGGUGCCAACCAUCCGGCCAACGCGAACAGCGACCCGAGGAGCCAGCAACAGCAGGAGAAGCACGGCCACGCGUACAGGUCCGCGCAGACCGCCCAGGACAAGAGGAGCAGGCUCAGCAACGUGAUAAACAAUCUCAGGAAGAAGGUCCCUGACACGAGGGACUCGCCGAGGAAGGAGGAGGACGAUAGGAACAGCGUCGAGAGGAAUCUCGAAACGCUGGAGAAGUAUGUGAUGACGGUGUUGAACGGCGUGAUCAAGGACGAGGAGGACGACGACAGGGAGGCGUUGAGCAAGAAGAAAGAGGCGGCGAGCGAGAAGAGCAACGAGGCGGAGAAGUUGCCCGAGGACCAGGAGGACGAGGACUCCAAGGGUCCAGCGGCCAAGUUCGAGCCCUCGAGGCCCAACGAGAGCAGAACCGAGACAGCUGUCGUCCCGUCGGAGCAGCCUGACAAGCCUGAAGCGAAGGAGUCCCCCUCGGAGCGGCAGAAGGAGAAUUCCCUGAAAAAAGAAGAGUUUAAUCGUCAGGAGAAUAUCAACGAGGGUGUCAGCGAGGAGAAGGAGCCCAAAGCGGACGAAGAGGACGUUUGCAGGAUCGACAGGUGUUCCUCCAGGGAGGCAAAGUCCGAGGAGCAGUCUGUCCUCAGCGAGACAGCGAGGAACGACGAGGAUGAGAGGAAAGAGAAUCGUUCGUUGGGGACUAUCAUCAUGGAGAGGCUGAGCGAAAGUCAGUCUGACGACAAGAGUAACGUCGAUCCUGUCAGGGAGGAUUGCAGGGAAUCAGUGCCUGACAACGUGGAGCUCAGGAACGUGUGCAGGGAUCUGUUGAACGACCUUCUGAACGGCAUCAAUCAGCUGAUCGACGAGAACAGCCAGGAGAAGCAGCAAACGAGGUCGUUGGAAAAUUCGACGGACGAGUCCAGAGACUCAAGGAAUCAGGAGUUCUCCAUGACGAGCUUGCACUGUAGCCUGCCCCUGGACAAGGUGGCCUCCGUGCUGCAGAACUGUCAGACCGCCGAACUGGCUGUCCCACAAUCGCCCUUGUCCUCUUCUUCGACGUCUUCCUCCUCCCAGAGCUCGAAAUCUCCCUGCAAGCCGCCCUCUCCCACGGUCAGGCAUCUCUGUUUGUACUGCGACAGAAAGUUCAUGUCGAUAUCGCUUAGGCAACGACACACCGAGAGAGUUCAUCAGCAGGGAGGUGGCAGGAGGUCGGAGAGGAACUCGAGGAAACCGUCGCAAAACUGCCAGUACUGUUCUGACAAGUGUGCAGAGAGUCUCGAGGGGCUGUUUCAGCACAUGGUCGGCAGCCACGGGGACAAAUAUCAUGGGUGUCUGCAGUGCUCGACCAGAUACCUCACCAGGGAAGCACUGGCCGGCCACAUGAGCGAGAAUCACGGUGUCAGUGUGGAGAGGAACCUUCAGAUUCAGGAGAAAAUGAAGGAAGCCUCGCCUAGCAAGGAGCAGGGCAACCAAAGUCCUCGGGAUGUCCCGAAUCCCAAAGAGAGAAGGUCGGAGGACACCGAUCACGAGCAUCGAACGGAACCUACGAACAUCCUUUUGAAGCCGGUGCACCCAGCGAAGGACAACUUCAGCAACCCGGGCAGCCCAGAGUUCGACAGCUCGUUCUACAGCAGCGUGAGCUGCAACAUUCGCGAGAACCUGCUCCACCACCUAGACGGCAAGCUGCAGAGCUCCUCCUCCUCGUCAACAGUCACGUCGUCCACCGGUUGUUCGUCCGCGACAGACGCGAAGCCGCAACAACAGCAACAGCAGCAGCAGCAGCAGCAGCAACAGCCACAGCAGUCCUUCUACGAGCACAACGUCAGCCAGAUCCAGUUCCCCAUAGACAUCUCGUUGACGGCGGCAACGCCAGUCUAUUCGAAAGAGUACGGCAACGAGGAGUACGAAAACAACAGCGAGUACGCGCAGAAACCCGGCAAGAGCAACAGGUCUCAUCCGCGGAGAGUGUCGUUCGAGAAGUACAACUUCCCGAGGAAGUACGACGGAAAGGAGCAGUGGACCUGCUCGAUAAAGGACCUGAGCAAGUUCGACAUCUCGACGCAGCUCUCCCUGAGGAAGAAGCAACAACUGUUGAAGGACCUAAGUCUGAGCAGGCUGCAGCAGAUCACCGUCCUCACUGCCUCCGAGAUGGCGCAGAACGAGCAGUGUCUCAACUCCAGGGAUCUCGAGGAAGCUGUCGUCGAAGUCGACAAGCCUCUGGAUGUCGAGCAGGCCUCGGAAGGGAAACGCGACUGCACCGAGGCAAACGUGAAGCAGCUUCAGGAGACGGAGUUCACUGUGGAGUUCGGCAAUUUCCUGAGGCUGAGGAAGUGGGACGAGACGACAACGUCCGAGGCGGCCAAGAAACAGGAAACCGUCUACGCCGAGUUAACCGGGGAAUGGUCCAGACCGAGGAUCUACGUUUGCGGUACCUGCGCUUCCAAACACGUAACUUUGAAAGAAAUGGAGGACCACAAAGUGACCACACAUCCGAACGUCUGGUGUUCUCACUUUGAGUUCUCUGGUGAUCAAAGGGAGCUUUACAAGCAUCUAUUUCUACCAGGGAAGGACGUGCCCACGGCGAAAGCGAGGGCGGCCAUCUUGGUCGAAAAGGUGUGCACCAAGUGCUCCAAGAAUUGUACCACGCUACCAGAAUUGCACAGGCACAUGCUGGAGUGCGGCGGGGACCAGGCAUGGUUGCUUGGCCUGUUCGGCAAUGGGAAGAAGAAGUGCAAGUGGAGGCCGUUCGGCAGCCGCAGCAGGAGGCGAAGGCAGCGGGGAAUGAAGAGGAACAUUCAGAACUCGCAGACACCGAGGGUGAACGCGCCGAGAGAGAAGCAGCCUACGGGGCCGAGGGUCAGGCCCAGCGACAGGGAGAGUAUACAAAAGAUGUUGGCCAACUUACCGCCCAAGAGGGCAACCAGGAAGGUGUUGCAGGACACCACACUGAGAACCCAGGGCAGAUUGCGCACCGUGCAAACCAGGACGAGGCCGCGGCUGGUCGGCGAGAAUUCCAGCGUCUCGCGAAUGUCCCGGAACAAGGCUGCCCUGAGGAACAAGCUGUUGAAGAACGCCAAGUCGAUCCAACGGAACCGGUGCCGGAUUGACAAUAUCUCUGCGGUGAUCGAGAGCGUGGUGAGGAACUAUGCUCCCGACUUGUCGAAGCCCACGUUGGGAGAGAGGGAGGGUGUGGAGGCACGAGAGGUCAGCACGACGAAAACCACUGAUCCGGAGAGGGAAACCAAAGAGAAAUCGGUCGACGGGUGUUCCACUGUCGGAGGAGACGACGCGCCCAACAGAGCGAAAGCGACGAGAGGGCCGAGGGUACUGGGCAAGAAGCGAAACGUGAGGACGAAAGACGGUACAGUGAGGAGCCUGGACCAGGCAAAGAGGACGAGCCUGAAAGCGAAAACAGCGAGGACGGUUUCGAAGAACGUGUCCGAGACGAAGACAGAGACGCUUGGCGAUGGUGUUAGAACGUCGAAAACCAGCAAAGCUUGUCCGAAAAGUUUGGAGAAGGAGGCGGAGGCAGAGGGAACCGAAGCUAGUCCAGGGGAAGCGAGAUCCCCCAGUCUGAAGAGCAGCAAGUCGUCCACGCAGAGCGGCAUACCUAAACGAAAGCGUCCGGUGGAUCCUGUCGCCUCUCUGAACGCCUCUAUCAAAGCCAAGUCGCAGCUGAGGACCCAGGACGGGAAAUUCGCCAGAAAUCCCAACAAGGAAUCCGCUUUGCCUCAGAAGUUCCCGGAGGGUGUAGGGCUCAGGUGUCCGGUCUCUGGUCAAGUCUCGACGACGACAGCCAAGGAACGAGGCGGUGAAACUAGUCCGGAAUCGUCGAUCACCAGGUCCAAGUUGAGGGCAGUUACCAAAUGUAAGAACGGCGACCAAAAUUUGCCGAAAAGAACGACCAGGCUGUCGUCUGACAGUGACAAGAUGCCCACGCUGGAGCCAGCUGUUCGAGCGUCGUCCCCUACGGACGAGUAUCCGGAAACCUCGGCGAACGACCUGCCGAUUUUAUCGCCAGCCACGCCGGCUUCUGCUCAGGAGAAGAGCCUGCGGGGCGGUAAGGCGCUGAUCGGCAAGUGUUUGGACGACAAGGAAAAUCCCAAGAAGCAGGAGACUCAAGAACCAGAAAAGGGAACCGGAAGCAGUUUGAAGGAGGAGAAGGAACAGCAAAAGCAGGGUAAAGGCAGGAGAGCGAAGAACGACGCGAAAAGUUUGAACAAAACCGCGGAGAAUAUCGACGCGAAGACCGACGUGUCCAAGGAGGUGACCAAAGGAUCGAUCAAAGAGAAAUUCAAGAGAAGGAGCGCCCCGGCCAAGAUCUUGAAUGCGGAGGAAAAGAAAACAACCGGAACCACAGCAAGAAACGUGGAGGAAACGAGUCUGAAGAAGGAGGUGAAGCAGAAGAAGGAAGAAACCGUCAAAAGCAACAUCAAGACCAAGUUGGAGAGCGUUCUCGACGACGACGACAGUCCCAUAAAGAUCCGAAGCGUUCCGUUCGAGGUAAAGAAGCUGAUCGGAUCCGACAGCAAGGAGGAUCUGCUCACGAAACUGGUUUUGACUACUAGGAUCGCCACGUCCAAACGUUGCCUGAGGCAACCAGCGUCGAAGUUCAAGCUGGAACAGGGCAGGAGCAAGUCUCGAAAGGAUCCGGAGGUGGAGAGGGCUCUGAAGUUGGACUCGGGAUCGACCUCAGACGCGUCUACGAAGAAAGAGAAGCUCGACGCCAGGAGAAAAUCACUGAGAAAGACGGACAGGAAAGACACGAAGAACGAAAGAACCGUCGCGGAAGAAGCCAGCAGGAUGAAAGACGAGGUGAAAUCAGCAGCCAGAGGACGGAGGAGCAGCAGUCUGACCAACGAGAGCAAGUCACUGAUGCCGUUGUCGUCUUUCGACGUGCAAACUAAGUCGGAAACCAGCGUGAAUACGAACAACGUCCAGAAUACGGACAAGAGACAAACGAGGGGUUCGACGUUGAACUCCGGUGAAAUAGACGUUGUCCAGAGUGAAGACUCGAGUCUGAAGAAGAACGUUUUUGGAAAACGACGAGGCAGAGUCAAGUCCAACAACAACGACGUGUCUGAUAAAAGGAACACCCAAGAAGUAUGCCAAACGAAGAACGAGGAAAGCGAAGCUGCUAACGACAUCGACUCGAAGGAAGCGGAAAGGAACGAGGCGAAUUCCGAUAACAGAGAGACUGUGUCAAUUGGAGGGACGAAACUGGCCAAGGAAGAGAAGGUAGAUCAUCUAUUGGAGAGCAGAGAAAGGAACAAUGGGAAGGAAAAUUCACUGGCAAGGCCAGCGCCCGUUCAAAAGUUGAAAGUUGGCAGGCCCAGGAAAUCCUGGGGUGCCAGGAAAGAUCAGGCGUCGAAAAAGUCCUUGAACAACGUGAUUGGGAUUCUCACAGAGGGCAUAAAUAUCCCUGUGGACGCGCAGCCGAGUGUCCCGAGCACGCAGACUGGUACAGACAACGUGGAAUCCGGAGUAUCUCUUCAGACUGCCACGCCACGGGCCGACGAUGGUGCUAGCAAGACUCCAAACCUGGACAAAAGUGUCAAAUCUUCUGAGAACGCUGUUUUCGAAGUGUUGGCAACUGUUCCGGAUAAAUCAGUGAUUUCCAACGAGAACGAUCCGAAACAAAUUGAAGCUACCAAGGAGCAGAAUUUGGAGAGACCUACGGAGAAGAUUCAGAGAGGUGAGUCGUCCUCGAACGAGGACGAAGAACAGUCACCGGCUAAUGACAUUAUUCUGGACUUGUCGAGAAGGAAACAGAAGGGGAAAGGAUCGUUUUUGGAGAAGAUUGUUUCGAAAAUAGCAAAACAGAAGGACGCGUUGUUGGAAGGUGAGGUUGGUUCUCUGCUGGACACGGCCGCGGACGAGCUCACCAGUAUUCUGAAUGAAGUCGGGCCGGUCUUCUCGGAGAACACGGAGACUUCGGGCGAGACGAGAGCUGCAACGAAAGCGGAAAAGAUCAGAGACACGGCGCAGGGAAGUGAAAAAAUCGAAAGAUCGUCCGACGAAAGUUGCCCGAGUCGGGACAAUUUGGUCCAGAACCUAGGAAACGAAGAGAACGAAGAAAAAAUUUCGGAGGAACCUGCAACAGAAUUCGAGUCAAAAGUAACACCCAAAAGUGGAGAGAUAGCUGACCAAGAGGCUGAAACCAAAAUGCUGAUGGAGGAACGAGAGAAGACCUCUUUUAUGGACGAAAAGGAGAAUUGUGUCGAUGGAUCGAAAGAACAAGAUGGCGUCGUCCCCGCCGAAACCAGCUCUGCUAUAAAUAAUAAUAAAGUUUUAUCACCUGCCAUUGAAAACACUUUGGAAAUUUCAGCGAGUAACGUCGCGGAUGCACCUUCGUCGAGGCUGAAUGGAGAAAAGGAGAAACACGAAGAGGUGGCCGAGGAGGGAAAAGCGAAAAGGAGAUCGAAGAAACGAUCGUUGGAUGGGAGAUCCAAGAAGAAGACCGUCGAAUCGACAGACAAUUCGAUAGAAGAAAGCCUUGUCUCCAACGAGUUGCAUCCUCUGACUGACUCGAUAGAAUUAAUCGAACAAUCAAAGCAAGUGCCUUCCGCUGAAGAGAACAUUCAGGACGACCUGUCUACCGAGGUUGACGGAGACAAGAUACAACGCGAGGAACGUGGAACGAAGGACAUCGACACGCCUGAAAAUUCCAAUGAAAUUGUCACGGAACUCGCCGUUGAUCCUGCAAACAAUACAGAAGAACGUACGAGAAAGGACAAGAACGAAGAAGCAGAGCAACUAGAAGAAGUUGCUGAUGCAACGAGAACUAAGGAAGAGAAUUCGUCGAAAAAGAGGAGAUGUUGCGUGGAAGAGGUGGAUCAGUAUUCCGAAAUUCAUGUACCGAUCAGGAGAUCUUACAAGAGGAAGUCGCAUCCUACGGAGGAAGAGAAGGUGAGUCACAUCUCCGAAGAAGAGAUAUCUACGAGCGAAGUGACGCUGGAGAACGCGAGAGGGCCGAGAAGAAGGUCGUUCAGAACGAAAUCCACGGUUCGAACAAAGAGCGAGGAAAAAACGGCAAACGAAGACGAAAAUAACACUGCCGUUGGUGUCAGUGCGAUUAGCAUAACUACUGAAAACACUGAACCAUGGAAGAAUGUGGAAGAAUCGUCGGAGAAACGUGAAACUGUGCUCGAUGAAACUCCAAGACAGCAGACGACGUUGUCGGAUAGUCUCGAAGAACACUCGAAAGAAAAAGAAGAGAAUUCUAGCGCGAAAAACUCGGAGGAAAUGAACAAAGAGCAGAUCGAUCAAACUUCUUCUUCUAUCGAGCUAGAGAAGACCACCGAAGAGGCACCAGUUGUUGCGGUUAAAGUGCCGAAAAAACGCGGCAGAAAGAAGAAGUGUCUGACGCAGUCACCAGACACAGUUUCUCGAGAAAAUCCCAAGCAGGAACCCGCCGCGACGAGUCAACUUCCGCCCAGAAGAUCGCUGAGAACGAACAAGCUCGUGGAGGAGGCCGAGAGUCAGAGCAAGAAUUUCAAUCAUCUGCAGGUCCCUUCGUCGAACGUGGAGCCGUUCAAAGUUCCUGAAGUAACCGAGCUGCUCCAACACACGAAGAAGAGGACGUACAAGAGGAGAUCGACCACCGACGAGAAUUCGGACGUUCAGAGCAACUGUCCUCGAGCAGAGCCGGAAGCAGAUGGUGCGGAGUGUUCGGAAGAGAAGAAGAGCUCGACGGAGAAGGAUGAUCAACCGGAGAACUUGUGCCAGAAAGACCCUGUCGAAGAAAAAAAACACACCGCCGAGAGUGAACGCGACGACCUGGAGAGAUCGAGCUCCGCCGGUUCCCUCGAUCUAAUGGGCAAAACGGAGCAAAUUGGCAAGACUAGAACCUCGAAGAGGAAACAGCUGUCUUCGGAAGACCUGCCGGAACAAGGACGACUGGAGAGCGCGGACAACUUGUCAGAGAACUCCUGCGUGAGCGACUUCAGCUACCUGAGAAGGAAACGCUACUCGAAAAAGAGGAAGGAGCUUCGCGCGUCGCGAACGGAGGACACGUCCGCAACUGACUCGGAGUCCGUCGACAGGAGCACCAACAGACGGCAGAUCCUGAAGAGGAGAGCCAAGAAGAACAUAAUCUUGGUCGACUACCUGAUGGACGACUUCGACAUUCCGAUGGACAUUCCAGAUUGCGUGGAGGACGUGACCGACGCGAAGAACGACGUCGAUCAGGAGCCAGAACCGAAAAUGAAACCGCCGAACGAGGAGAAAUUGGUCGAAGAAGCUGUGUUAUCGAACGAAAUGUUGGACGAGAAGCUUGGUGAGGACAAAAUUGAGAAACAAGACGAAGAUUUUAAAAGGUCGGUUGAAGAUGAAGAGGAAGAGGAGGAGGAGGAAGAAGAGGAGGAGGAAGAGGAGGAGGAGGAGGAAGAAGAGGAGGAGGAGGAGGAGGACGACGACGACGACGACGACGAGGAAGAGCUGAAAAACGAGGAUCAGAUGGACGAGAAGCUGGAUGGUCUCUCGCAAACGCAGGAUAACUUUCAAUCGCCGAAGAAGAGGGCGGCUGGCAACUACGUGGUGGUCCACAAGAAGACGGGCGAGAUUCUGAUCGUGGAGAAGAGGAAGAAGCUGACGAAGGAGGCAGCCAGGUUCUUCUGCGACGUCUGCACCACCAGUUUCACCAGGAAAAGCUCCCUGAAAAAGCACAAUCAGUCUCAGUCUCACCUGUCGCAGAUGGUCAAGUCGAAGAAGAACGCGGCGUCGACGGCGGAGGACGUCGAGAACGCGGAAGAUCCCUUCGCCGCCAGUCAGAACGACGUGUCCAGCGACGAGAACAGGGUCGAAUCAGCAGACGAAGCGACGAACGUUCCUUCGGAGCUGAGGGACGACCAGGAGAAUGAGAACGACGCUUCGAAGUCUGCGAUUCCAGAGCCCCUUUGCAGCGAUCUCUGCUACAGCAACCACCUGGAACAAAAUCCCCUGAUGAAUUCUCAGGCCACGCAUCAGCACACGCUGGAGGACGAGCUUCUCGACGAGGAGAUCUGCAAGAUUACGGAGAACAUGAAUCACGACGAGUACGUAAUUACCGAUCAAGUGUCUUCCGAGCCGGAGUCUAUAUCCACGCCGGUGAAAAUGGAGGUGAAGAUGGAAGACAUCGGGAAGAGAAAGAAGCACGAGAAGAAGAAAGAGAAGGCUAAGAAGAAGAGCCUGAUCGACGAGCAAAUUCUCCUGGACAGCCCCGAGUUGGAAAAUCCAACAGACGAUACGUUGGUCAGCGUUCUGGGCGCGAACAUGUCCAUCAAAAUUGCUAAAUCCUCGUGUCUGACCGCGUCAAAGGAGAGUUCAUUCGAAGGGUCGAAAACCGACAUUCUCAGAACGAGGGAGAACGACUUCCAAGAACCGUGUUUAGACGGUUCGCCGAAACUGCAAGAGAACAGGGACAUGGACAUGGAUAUGGAGAUUGAGGAUGCGCUGUUGAGGACAGAGGUGAAUAAAAUCGUGGAGGACGACAGUAUAUACAAGAUGAACCCUGAGGAAAGGAACGACGAUUUCCCGAGCGUCCGACUGGACGACACUGACACGGUGAAGAAUCAACCGUACGAACGUUUGAGCCUGAAACUCACCAUAAACACGCGCGGAAUCGAAGUCUGUAAAGAUACUGACCUCGACAAGUGCGACUACUCGAGCGCGUUCGUCGAGACAUCCGAGGAUGUGGAUCGCAGUUCUGAGAGAAAUCACGAGAGCGCCCGAGCCGAACCGGUCGAGGAUUGCGAUUACGUUGAAUCGAGAACAGAAGGAUUUGACGAAGACUCGAGCUCCUCAACCCCAUGCGAGAGUCAGAGAAGAGAGAGAAAAAGCUCUUUGGAGAGCAACGUCGACGAACUGGACAUUAUUUCCAAAGUGCAAAGGGUCACGGAGACAUUGGAGAACGUGGAAGAUCAACAGACAGAAAGCGAGAAGCAGAAUGAGUCAGGGAAAGCGCCACAUCAUGGGAGAUCCAGGAGAGGCAGAGACAAGAGACAGUCGGAAGAAACGGAAAACAACUCGGAAGGUGAAGCAACGAAGAGCUCAGUUCCCAGACAUAAAGUUGAUCAGAAUGAGUUAGCAACGAAAUUUUCAGAGUCAGAGGCUUUUGCCAUCGACGAAUUCAACACAGGUGAAAAGUUAGAGCGCUUGGAAGAGAGUUCUAUCAAAAAUGACAGCGUUCCUAUCCUUGAAUCACUGGAGAAUCAAAAUGUACAUGAAUUCAACGAAUCGGAAGAGUUGGAAAGCAAGAAACUCGAAGAAAAUCCAGAAUCCGCGGAAGAAACUACUCUAAAACAGUCGAUGGAACAACGAGUUACUGAGGAAGAGAUUGUACGGUCAGAAGACAUAAUCAAAUCCUUGGAAUCUAUAGACGACGACGAAACUUCGUCGUCCUCCAGUUUAGCGGACAAACCGUUGUCGCAAAUUUUACUAGAGAGGGUACAAAAAUUAGACGCGUACAAGGAUCAGAUGAAGGAGAUCCCCUGUUGCACGGACAUUCCGACGGAUUCUGUAAACGAAUCGAAACCGGAGGCAAAGUCGAAUGUCGAGAACGAACGCACGGUCGACGACGAUUCUUCACCCGCGAACGAACCGAUCGAGAAGGAGAAACCAGACGACAAGGAUUCGAACGUCAACGACGAACAGGCGAAGAUCGCGUCGGAGGAAGAGGCGUCGAAAACGAUGGAGGACAACUCUGACAAAGACUCGAAGAUCUCGUCGGAGUCGGAGAAUAGCGAGGCAGUUCCGUCGAUGAAAAUCAUACCGAACGAGAAAGAACUGGAAGAAUCGGAGAUUAUUAGUAACGUCGGUCGAAAAUCAAGUGCCAGCGAUCGUCAAAUUUUAGGCAAGAAAGCCACCAAGAGCCACAGAUACUCGAGUGCGAAGGACAACCAUAGGAGAUCCAGAGGCAGGAAGUCUUCGAUGAGGAGCAAGCUGGCCGAUCUGACCAGCGAGAGCGACGACAGUGAGAACGAGGACAAGACCGAGUCGCGGAACAAGAGCAAGAUCGUGAAGAGCGUGUUCGGCAGAGUGUUCGGCGGCGAGAAGGCGGACAAAGUGAAGGAGGUGCUGAACGACUGGGUGUCCAAGUCGGAGGACGACUCGGACAUAUCUCGGACGUGUUUCAAGUAUUCUAAGGACUGCACGAACGAGAAGAACGGCAAGAGGCACUCGGUCUCGUCCUCCGCGCACUCCAGCCCCAGGAAACGUUCUGGGAAACGAUCGAAGAAGAACUCUUCCUCGGAGAGAAACAAGGAGAAGAACCCGGUGUACCAGGAGAACCAGGUAGACGAACACCAUUCCGGAAGACACGUGAGAUCAAAGAGCUCCAACAACAAAAAGAAACACGACACGGAGGCGUCCAACAGUUAUUUCUUGCACCUGCCGGCGACCAAGUGCCGGCUGAGCAAGAAGAGGGCGGAGGAACUGAUCUCCAGGACGUUCGAGGACGACUUCACCGAGGCGAACGUCGACAAGAGUCAGAGAUCGAAGCACAAGGAGCCGAACUAUGGACUGAGGAACCAAGGUAAACCCGACUUGACGAUCAAGGACAGCGGCUAUGGGUCCUUCAACUACGACGAGGAUUCUUCCAAGAUGGCGCCUAUGGAGGAUGACACCGCGGAUGACGAACAGAAGAUGGUCAAGAGGAGAAAACUGUCAGACGCCAAGAGAAGCAAAGGUAAGAGCGAGGAGGAGAGUUGGAAGGAUCUAGUGUCGGAGAAGAAGGCUUCGAAGAAUCCGAAAGAGUCGGACGAUGAGGAGGACAGUCUCAUGAAAGACGUUCAUCAGAAAAGGAGCCAACUGAUCAAUAGGCUAUCCGUUGACUUGGAAGAGUCCUCGCGCAGUUGCAGCAGCUUGGCGCCCAGUAGCGUGAGAAACAGGUCCCCGAGCAUGGAUAGGAACUCUCAGACCACCAGAGACUCCGACGUGGACGACGAAGAGGACGAGGAUGCGGGUCAUGGGCGGAUCUCUCCGUUGUUCGUCUGUGGGACACCGAGAAGCUCCGUCGAGACGAGCUCCAACAGCGAGAACGAAGAGGAGGAUGAAAAUCUGGUCGCGAACGACGCCGUGACUAGAAAGAGCUCCAGCGAGUUUUCGGGGGAGAAGAUCGUGAUCAGGUCCCCGUGCUCGAGUCACAAGAGCGAAGUGGUCACCAUCGCACCCACUGAUGCCAUAGAGGACAACGCUCUGGACGUGCCGCAGGAGAUAGAGACUGCGAAGCCUAGACAGGGCAAGGUCCUGAACUUUGACGAAGAGCUGUUCGUCGAGUGUUGCUCCAGACUAAAGGCUACGACGGAAAACGAGCUUAGAGGAGCGAAGAAGAUCAAGCUGGACCAUAAUGAAGGUUAUCACAGAAAAGACGAACAGCAGCAAGGCUUCAGGGGGCCCAGAGAUCGAUGGAAGGACGUGGAAAGUCAAAACAGCCUGGGAAGUCUUCUGGAAUCGGUCAACCAGUUGUUGGGCGAGGAGAUGUACAGCACCAGGGAGAGGGACUACGCGAAACGAGGUGGCCGAAACUUGCGGAGCGAACAUUCCAGCAGGUCGGCCAGCCCUGACACGUCCAGGGCUGACAACCUGGGUUACGAGGACAGCCUGGACGUUGCGUUCGAGCACAACAACAAGCUGAGGGACAAGAUACAGCAGCGGAUGAGAGAGUCAGAGAACCUGAUUGCCAGUACCUUCAGCCAGAAGAGCAAUAACGAUAUUGUACGUGAGCAGCGUACAUCGAGGAACAACGAACUGAACAUUCUAACGAACUCGUACUCUCGUCUGCAGGAUCAGAAACAUCUGUCCGGCCCGAAUUUGUCGAACGGCGGCUACAACGAGCCUCUGCACGUCAAAGGACUGCAGGACGAGCACGGGGCGAAAGUGAAUCUCGAUUCCUCGGGGCUCAAGGGCAAGAUGAAUUCCUCGUUGGGUGGUUUGCUGGACAAGGCACUGUCCAAUCUGCUGCACAGCAACGAGAAACACGAUCACAAUGGAUCCACGCCGAUGAAGGUGUUGGCGGAGCUAGCGUGCGCCAGAGCCCCGACAACCACAUCUGGAGACUCGGCGCUUCAAGAAUCCGCCCAAUUCGCGAAGACCACUCUGACCAAGGACACGACGCCGAAUCCAAGCCCUGUGUCGGUGUCCAAGGACCUCCAGAAAAAGUCGAGGAAUCCCAUCAAGGAGCUGUUCGAAAGGAAGAAGGAGAUGAACGAGAGGAAACAACAGGAAAAGUCAAAGAACGCGGCAGAAGCGGCGCUGAAAGAGCUGAACGUCCACAGGCAGAGGAAAACCAAGAAGACGAAGAAGCACCAAGACUUCCCCCUGAUACGACGUAACGAGCACGGUGGCCUGGUGGAGAGGAAGAAACGACGGGAUGGCUUCGAGAGGAAGGAGGAAUUCGCAUCAGACAGGAUCAAGGACGUGUACGAGUUCGACGAAGAGGAAAGCCAGAUGGAGCCGAAUCUGGGUAGCGUGAUGUCUUACAGAAGCAGGCCAGGAUACGAGGUGAGCUGCCUGAGAACCAAGGAGGUGGAUGUAGCUGGUUUGAUGUCCAAAGCUAUCGGGGAUACCCUGGAGAACGGGAAAACCGCGGAUGCACUGAGCACCAGGCUCGAGUCCAUGAUCGACAGGAAGUUCAAGGAGCUGGAGAAAUUCGCUCCGAAGACGAAGGGUGCGCUGAAAGCAUUCCAGAGCGAGGACCAACAGAGGCAGAUCACUGGGCCCAUGGACGAGUUCGUGGAGAGGAAGCAGCCGACAAAGGCCUCGAAGAAACUCGCGGAGCAAACAACUUCAACUCCGACGACGACGAAACACCCGAAACUAAAGAAGAGGAGCAAGAAUUCGAAAAAGAAGGCGAGGAAUUCGUGGUACGAGAACGACAGCUCGGACGAGUACAGAACUGCGGUGAAAACCGAGGACGUUGGUGUGGGGAUCUCCAAGAGUCAGAGAACCUGUUCCAAGGGAAAGCAGAACAUAUUCGCGGAGCUGUACACUUCGUCGGAGAGCGAGUUCGAGGAUGGGGACGCGGAUUACGAGUCGAAGAGGCAGAGGAGAGUGAAGAAGAACAGCAAGAAGGAGGAGACAGAGCUGGAGAACGUGGAGCAGAGUCAGGAAUUAGUUGACAAGUACACCUCCGACAACGAGGACCAAGCGAACGAUUGGAAGGGCCAGGACUCGAAGAACGACGCCACGAAACACGACUGCGACAACAAGAAGUCUGAGUCAGAGAUGUCUGACCAUCCUCUGGUCAUCGACGAAAGGAAAGACGUGGACGAGCAGAGGAACAGCGACGACGAAACUGAGAACCAGUACGAGAGGAACUUUGAAAUGGACGACCUGUAUAGAGAGGACAGUUCGAUCGUUGACUCGGACAUGGAAGAUUCGGUCCCCGUAGAUUCAGCGAAAGUUCCAGAAGAGGUCAGGGUGAAGAGCCCAAGCUUGUCGGAGAAGAAGACCGAUGCUGAGAAGGUAGAUUACAUGCAGGAAAGCGAACUGAUCCCACUGGAGGAAGCUUUGGACCUUCUAGACCAGGCUGACAACGAGAACUCCCUGGGAGCGAAAUACGGUGAUGUGGCUAGGCCUGCCAAACCAGACGACUGUCGUAUCAAUCCAGUCGUAACGGUAGAACCUGAAAACGAAACGUUCAAUCCUGUCGACGAUGCUGAUUUGCUCGACAAAGUGGCCAUCAAGUCUCCCACUCCCGUGGAAGAGCAGGAGGAGGAACCGGACAACGACCUCUUAGCGUUGCCAGAAAAAUUGUCGAGCAACGAGAAACCGCAAAAGGAAUCCGAAAAUCUUCCGCUGCACGUAUUCUUGAGUAGAAAGGUGCAAGAGUCGAAAAAGAGAAAGGAACAGCAGCUGAAGAAGAUGCAGGAGGAACAAGAGAGGAUAUUGAUGAACUUCCAGCCGACCAGGAGACAAAGGAAGUGCGCUAUUGGAAAGCAGGGACUGCUAGCAGAGAUCAGCAGCUCGGACGAGGAGAUAUCCCCGAGAGACAGGAGAGUGAACGACAGACUAGACCACGACAAGCCGAGGAAACAAAAGAGGGAAUCGAAGGAGAAGAGGAAGGAGAGGUACAUAGAAAAGAAGCACGAGCAGAUGAUAGCCAAGGAGCAAAAGGCCAUCGAGGAGGAAAUCCUCAGGGAGGUUGGAAAGAAAAAGGAGUCACUCGCGCAGAACAACACCGACGCGAGGAACAUCGCGGACGUCAAUGGUACGAAGAAACCGACGGAGGACACCGAGUCUGCGGAGAACAAAGUGCUGCAAGAACCGGCGCAGAAGAAGAAACAUCAGACCAAAGAGAAACAAAAGAGGCAGUCCAAAACGGACGAAGAAGACCCGUACGCCAAGAACAACCACGAAGGGCUGAGCGAUCUGGAGAACAACUGCAACAAGCCCCCACUGAUUGAAACCAAUCGCGAGAUCACUGAGAAUAAUCAGGAAUCGGCUACGAAACAGAAGAAACACUUCAAAUCGCCGACGAAGCCGAGAAAGACUCCGAAAUUAGACCAGAAAGUAAUACCAGUGAGAAAGAGCAAGAACUCAAAUGUCGACAGGAAAGCCAAGACAGACACCAAGGGGGUAAAGGACAAAGAACGAAGAUCGUCCAGUGGGAAACGAGAUUCCGACGACGAGGAACUGAAGACGACGAAAUCUUGGAACAAAGUUGAAGAGGGAGUCGGAGUGGCGAUCGGUCGACGAAAACGAGCUGCUGCCAAUCAAUUGUACUACUGGUCCAGCUCCAGCGACGAAGAGGAAAUGCUGGAAAUGGUUCCGGCGGUCGAGGAGGAGGAGGACGACCGCCAGGAGCAACACGGUUGGAUCGUCGGUGACUCUCACAAGAGGAUGAUCACGAUGCUCGCCAUGGAAAAGCAGCUGAAAGAGAAACGGCGAAGAAGCGAGGAUGAAUUCGAGCCUGGCCGAACGAAGAGCAAAAAGCACAGGAACAGCACCUCUUGAUACGUGUUCCACGACUAGGUUCGUAGCUGGAACGGAAAUUAAAAGAACGACAGUUUCAACUGUAACAGGAACAUGUUGAGUUCCUUUCUUGACACUCGCCUGGACGCUUAGAAGAGGCUUCCGAAGAGUACAGCGAUACCUGCAACGGAAAAAGAAACAAAGAUCAGAGACAGACGUGUGCAGUGAGGGAAGAGGCAGACGCAGGGAGAGAGGAAGAGAGAAAGAAAGAGAACGCAGGCAACUUUUGAUACGCAUUUCACCACUAGCUUUCUUUUUUCCAAGCGAAGAGCACACCAUCGUUUUUUCUAAAAGACUUAGAAGUGGAGUUUAGAAGAACCGGAUUUUUCUUAAUUAACGCGCGUUAGAAACGAAACGACUAAAAAGAUGAGAGACUUUUGUAAACGGAAGUAGCGUUAACCGGAUCUUUUGAUACUAGUCUUAGGCUCGCGGAAGUGAACGUAAGAGACGUUAGAUUUGUUAAGGUAGCUAAAAGCACGCUAGAUAGUAAUGUAAAUCCGAAUCAUCUUCGGCGACUAUUAUUUGUUUCUUUGCUGGUGGCAACAGCCAACAAAGCGACAGAUUCUAAUUGAUUCACGAAAGAAGAAUGUAGAACGUGUAUCCGACCGAGAGCUGUAGAAUCGAAGCAAUUAGGGAAAAAAGAGACUAUAUCUCGCAACUUUUAGAAGAAUCUAAACUACAAUCGUUUGUAUUUUACUUCGUGUCUUUUUUUUCAAAUAUACAAGAAUUUAGCUUUCAUUUAUUUUUCUUUUUGUUCUUUCAUUUUCUUAUAGUUAGCGCUCUUUAUAGUUUGAGGAACGUGGCGCUGCGAACGCUUAUUUGUUCCAUCGAGCACGGAUGAAUGUAAUGUGACCUACUGCCAGAAGAAAUUCCGAUUUCUUUCGGUCAUAUAUAUAUAUAUAUAUAUUGUUAUAAAAUAACGUGAAUCGAGAUAACAAGAAACUAUGUCGGAGGAAUAGGCCACGUGUUGUGUGAGAAGAAUGAAAAACAAAAUCGCAAACUGUACAUAGCUUGGCAUUAAUAAUAAUGAUAGUAAUAAUAAAAAAAGAAAACGGUUAGCUCAUAUUAUGUUAAAAAUAUAAUAAUUCCAAGCCCUUAUAAAUACCAUAAGCAUAACCAUAAUUUAGACUGAAUGUGAGUAAAUAGCGGACAUUAAAAGAAAUUUAGAGAAACAGAAAAAAAAGAUUAAGAGCACCUUUAGACAAUACUAGGGACAUCUGUAACGUUUUUAGUCGAAGUAGCGGAUCGUUUAAGGAAAGAAUUGAAAGGAUGACUAAAAAUUUUCCAGGAGAAAAUAAAAAUUUUAAGGAAAGAAACAUUUCUCAUACGUUGAUAUUUAAUUUGGGGAAAAAAAGAAAAAAAAAAAGAAAAAGAGGACGAUGUUUAAACUGGGGUCCAAUCGAAUAGCGUGCUUUUGCCGGCUUUUUGUGAUUCGUACAUAUCGCGUUUAAACGAAACAGGGAUGGGUGGAUAAAGAAGAAAUAUCUAACGUCGGCUGUUUUUUAUCGCUCGGCACGUUUUUUCCAAAGCUGUCGGAACAGAGAUCCAUUUUCGAGGGAGCUUUAGCGCAGUUUGGUCGAUCAAACACGUGAAAUCUUCAUUUUUCUUCUUUUCUUUUCUUCUUUUUCUUUUUGUUUUCCCCUGUUGGAAUUUUUUCCCGCCUUAGAUCUCAUAUCGCGACGUCAACGACGAGUACGCUACUUAUUUAAGGACGAAGCUUAUAUAAACGAUUAAAAAAUAAAAAAAAAAAAAAUAAAAAAACCAGUAGAGAAAACUUUCCUUUCGUACAUCUAGCUGAUGCACAUAAUUCUAAGUGCGUAGAAUUUCAUAUGAGAAAAUAUAAAUAUCCGGGACAAAAAAUGAUAUAUAUAUAUAUAUAUAAAUAUGAACAUAAAUACGAGAUGAUAAUUGAAUGUAUAACAGGAACGAUGAAGAGAAGAAAGGGGGGGGGGGGGAAAUACAAAAUGCAGAAAAAAAUAAUGAUAUAGACUUUAAUGUAAAUGUACUGCCAUAAUCAUAUUAUACGAGAGCCUAUGCGAAUAGAUUAUAUUAUUAUUCCUAUAAAGACGAACAACCGGAGAAGCAACAGCGGCGACGAGAUGGUGUUAGCACAAAACAAAACUAGGCAACAAUCCGAUUGUAAAUAGAGCAUAUUUUCAAUGUGUCUGGAAAAGUAUGUUUUGUAAUAUAAGGAUUGCAAAGGAAAAAUAAAAUUAUUAAAGAAUCA
Messenger RNA from Frieseomelitta varia, 19108 nucleotides. RefSeq lists its product as uncharacterized. NCBI's taxonomy places the organism in Eukaryota, Metazoa, Arthropoda, Insecta, Hymenoptera, Apidae. The record is from RefSeq and is a predicted model, not a curated record. The coding region runs from base 697 to 16863 and encodes 5388 amino acids. The transcript is spliced from 10 exons.